Messenger RNA from Odocoileus virginianus texanus, 8434 nucleotides. Lineage: Eukaryota; Metazoa; Chordata; Mammalia; Artiodactyla; Cervidae. The record is from RefSeq and is a predicted model, not a curated record.
CAGGGAUCGAACCUACACGUCAUCUCCUGCAUUGCGGUCCAUGCUCUACAGCCUGUACCAAAACGCCGAGGAGGAUUCUGAGAUCCGCAUCAAUGCCUACCUGGCCCUGAUGAGGUGCCCGGGAGAGGAGGUGUUUGCCCAGGUGCAGCGUACCCAGGCAGGAGAGCAGUCCACCCAGGUGGGCUCCUUUGUGUGGAGUCACCUCCUGCAGCUAUUGGAGACGGACGACCCCUUGAAACAGACCCUACGGGAGGCCAUCCCUGAAGAUAUUGUCAGCCAGGAGUUCCAUCCAGAGAUGUGGAAACACUCGUCCUACUCUGACAUCACCUUCCGCUCAGCAUCAGGCAGCCUGGGAGCCAACCUGGAGGGGACCCUUCUCUUCUCCCCAGCCUCCUUCCUCCCCCGUUCUGCCACAGCCAACCUGACCAUCCAUGCUCUUGGUCAUGCCUUCAACGUUCUGGAGCUGGGACUCCGACUGGAAAAUGCCGAGGAAAUGGCCCACAGGCUGUUUGGCCCGAAGUCAUUCUGGGGGCAGGAAGGGGUGAGACAAGCCCAGGCGGAGGAGCCCCAAGAGGCAGAGCCAGGACCCACACUGCCGCUGGCUGACCCCGCUUGUCCAGGAGAAAGGUCCAGAAAGAUGAGAGACUUGCAGCAGAAGGUGGCCCAGAGGCGCAGGGAGAGGCAGGCGCUGAAGUGUCAGCUGAGCAUGAAGGUGUUCGGGCAUGAGCUGAGCUUUGUGAACUGUGGGGCGAUGGGGAGCCACGUGACACGCCAGUCCCUGAACCUGGCUGAGCUUGCCAUCAAACUCCUGAAGGGCCAGGAGGUGCAGGUGAAGCGGAGGCUGAACCUAGCGAUGGAGGAGCUCACCUUUCCCACCAUGUCUGGCCUCCCAGCCCGCUUGACCCUCAACGUCUCGGCGGCCAUCAACAUCCGGGUCCGAGGGACAGCCGACUUCCAGCAGCGCUCAGAUUUCUCUGUGAAUGGUUAUGUCAAGCCCAGCGCCCUGCUCCAGAUCUCAGUGCAGAUGGGCACAGUGGGUGCCCUGGGGCAGGCCGGGCUGAGGUGGGUGACUGGUGUCCGCGGCACUGCCAGCCUGGAUGGUGGGAUCCAGGCGAGGAAGGGCCAAGACCUCAGGGUGCAUCUAAACACACCGGAAGAGGUUGUGGAGCUGCUCCGCUUCAGCUCUCAGCUGUAUCUCAUCACUGGGGAUGGCGUGAGGAGCCUCAGUCACGUUCCCAGCCCUUCCGAGGCCCAGUCCUGUACCAGCAAGGAAGCAUCCCACACCUGGGGCUGGCAGCUCUGCGCUGAGAUGUGCUGGCCAGCGCCCGACCAGCCCUACCUGCUCUGGCUGCCUGUCUUCACAGCCAUGACCCUGAAGAAGCAGGACCAGGGGCUCCAACAGUAUCUACUGGAAGCUGCCUACACCCUCCGCCCCCAGAAGGACUGCUGGCUCCCUCAGGAAGCCUCAGCUCACAUCUUCAUGGGCACGCCCGGAUCAGAAGUGCCCAGGGACGUCGGGGUGGACGUCAGCUACAGCUGGCCUCAGGGGAAGUUCCGUCUCAAGCUUCUCCAUCCCAAGAAGAGAAUCGAGUUGGAUGGAAAGAUUGAGACUGUCCAGAGGGCCCGCAUGGGUCACCUGGAGUUGAUCCUGGAUGAAAGGGACGUCUACUACAUCAAGGGCCGGAGCAACCUGUGGCCAGCAGUGGGCGGCGAGGCCCAGCGGUUUGAGGCCCAGCUGGAGGCGAGACUGGUGACAUCGGGCAGCCCUGUGGUCCUCACUGGAAACCUCAGCCAGCAGGCGGGCAGCCGGCUUGCCUUCUCUGUGUCACUGAGCAACCUGCUGGGUGAUGAGGCCCACGUGUCAGCGCUGCUGGAGAAGAAGGUGAAGGACGGGCUGCAGGUGGUGUCCCUGGGUGUUGAGCUCUCUGUGCCGGAGCUCGUGGGGCUGCGUGCUCUGGGCCAGCUGCAGCGGCGGGGCCACCUCUGGACCAGCUACCUGAAGAUCAAGUACGGCCUCCGGGGUCAGGCGAAGCAGCUGGCUCAGGAGUGCAGCACCAGCCAGAAGCUAUGGGCAGAGAGCAGCUCGGAGGCCGCCUACAAGCUGGAGCUGAACCACAAGCUCCACUGCACGCAGAUCCCAGCGUUCAGUCACAAGGUCCAGCUGCGGCACGAGGAGGUCUCAGGCCAUCUCCACUGGGAGCUGGAGGCGAGCUAUGGGAAGCACUGGGAUGACAUUCGCAACAGGAGGCGGCUCCGCAUCCUCCAGACCUUCCAGAAUGACUCGGGCCCAGCCCUGAGCAAUCACUUCCUGGAGUUUGUGCUGCAGGUGCUGGAGAGGCAGGUGGAUUACCGGAUGCAGCUGCACCACCUGAGCCUCCGCCACCCCCACGUGGAGACCAGCACACACCUGAAGGUGCAGUACAAUGGGCGGCUGCCCUUCGUGGCGGGCCUGCAGUGGAAGGACACGUCCCAGGCCGCCCUGUGGAGGUGGGAAGGAGCCUUGAACCUGAAUAGUCCCUGGCUGAUGGUCUCCACGGCUCACAGGCUGUAUUGGCCUAACCGAGCCACGUUCCAGGCUGUGUUGGAGCUGACGCUGGGCAAGGCCUGGACCCUCAAGAAUCUGGUGAUAAACGUGGCCUGCAGGGGCCGGGGCCUCCAGAGGGACGGCAAGAUCCACGUCUACACUCCAGCGACCACCUACCUCCGGGUUUCCACGGUGACAGCCUUGACACAGAGCCUCUUUAGCAGCCAGAGUGAAAUAGAAACAGCCUGGAGCGCAGCGGUGCAGAGCGAGAUUCAUGCUGAGAACAGCCGAGACCGUAAGAGCCUGCGCUGCUGGUUGAAGGGCCCCCAGCGGGAGCUGAACCUAACGGCCGCCUACAGGCACAUGGAGCAGCCACGGAAGAGUCAAGUAUCACUGACGGCUCUGGGGACCAGUGCCAGGGGCCAUCCUGAGGGCCUGCAGCUGGAGGGCACACUGGAGGAGCUGGUUCGAGACAGGAGCUUGUACCGGAAGCAGGGGACCUUCUCCCUUCGGCACCCCUGGACCGUGGCCCUCCCGCAGCGCAUCCUCCUGCAGGAGACCUUCACGGCCGACCGGCAGCACCAGCGUUACUCCCUGGAGACCAGGGUGGUCCUGGAUGCCCAGGAGGAGACCCUGCAGACCGUGGUCCUGGGCUACCAGGCCGGGCACCCCUAUGUCUGCGCGGGCCUGACCCACCCGUACGACAACAGGGCCAUCCCCAGGAGCUUGGACGGGUGCGUGGUUUCGUGGAAUCGGCACCUGGCUAAGAACAGAGGUGUUGAGGCCACUCUGAGAGUCAACCAGAAAGUCUUGCUGCACUUGAAGGCUUUGCACCACAAUAGAUCUCAGCACAGUGAAGUCUGGCAUAACCUGGCCCUGGACGUGACUCACUCCUUCCAGCUGAGGUUUCCCCAAGCCCUGAAUGUGGAUGGGGACAUUGUCUUCAGACAGAGGCACGAGGGAGCAUUUGACUGUGGUGUGGCUGCACGAGCUACCAUCAACCACAACAUCACGUCCCAGGUCUCAGUCCAGCUGAAUGGAUCUGACUCCCACUCGGUGGUUUCCUUCCAGCUCAGACAUCCCCGUGGACCCACAUUUCCUCCAGACUUACAGGUGCAGGCGGCUGUCCGGCGGUACAGAGAGCGCAGCCUCAACAGCUCCCUGUCUGUGCACGUGUCUGGUGAGGAGCUGAUUCUGCUGGAGGCCAGUGCAAGCCAGGACAGCCGGAGGAACACCCGGGGCUGGGGUGUGAGCGUCCUCCUACACCAGGAGGUCCUCAGAGCCCCCAGGGCUGUUCAGCUGCAGCUCUCCAGCAAGGUUGCCCCAGCCAGGAUCUGGCUGUUUUCCAAAGCCCUUCUAGACCAGAACACAGUGCAGCUCUUCCUCAAGGCCUCCGAGGAGCGGAGGGGAGGCCGGGUCCUGACUCUGCGGAGCCAAGCCCAGCACACAGUGGCCGCCUGGGCAGCCCUGCCCCGUCUUCUGACCCUCGUGGGGGUGCUGAAGCAGAAGGAAGUGCUCAGAGAGGGUACCAUCAAGGUCACCGCCAACUCAGCCAUGCUGGGAUUGCUCUUGCGGGACAAGCAUGAGAGGGCAGGGAACAGCACCAGCGUGCACAGUGUGACCUGCAUCCUUGCCCAGAACAGCAGCCAGGCCUUGCCAGGAGAGCUCCAGUUUAGGGGGCAGCUGCAGGCCCAGACAGGGAGCCUCGGGGGCCAGGCUAGCCUCCGUGCAGACACGGCCAGCCUGGCUCUGGGUGGGGUUUGCACCUGGGGCCCCGGGCAUGGCCAGCUCUCUGGCAGCCUGAGUCACAACAUCAGUGCUUUGAGUGAGGCAGGGCUCUCCUCCCAGGCAGGGAUGCUCCUGUCACACACCCACGUGGCUUCCAAUUUCUCAGUGCGGGUGAUGCUGCGAAGUUCUGGGGGUCAGCUGGAUGCAGCCCUUGGCCUGGAGGGCGUGGCCACCAGCCCAUCGGGCAGCCAGCUCCGAGCCAGCCUCCACCAUACUGUGCCCGGCCUCGGGCGCUGGGGCCUCCCCUUCUCCGUGGACGGCCGUGGACACUUGCAGAGCUCGGGACCCAGUCUGGAGGCGGGGUUGGUCGUGAGCGUGGACGGCGAGGAGCUUGGUGGAGCCCAGGAGAGGAGGGGAGCAGGUGACCACCGGGACCUGACCCUGGGGCUGCAUCCCAGCUUCAUGAGGCUCCAGAAUCCAGCUGUGCUGACACUGAACGGCUCCUUCCUGGUGCACAGCGUUGGGGCCAGCCUGGUGGCUCAGGUGUCGUCUGGAGACACCUUCGCCCGAGCCCACGUCCACUCAGCCUGCGGCCACCGUGCUCACCUGGACACCGGCCUCCAGCAAGCGUGGCCUCCACUUCAGGCACUGGGAGUCCCCCCCAGCAACCACAUCCGCAUGUCCAUGGGGGGAGAUGAAGCCCCCUGGGCCCAGCUGGAGGUGGCCCUGGGCCUGUGCGCCCUGACCGCCCGUGGGGACUUCAGGUCAGAGGCCAGCGCCACACACAACUGGACCCUGGUCCUGGUGAAUCACUGCCCUCUGCUGGAGGCGACAGGAAUCCCGCGGGCCCUGCGCUCAGAGGGCAGCCUGAGCUGGGGCCUCUGCGAGUUUGACCUGACCAUGGACUUCCAUAGUGACCGUGGAGACGCCCACCUGCAGUUGGCCCGUACCUGCGGGCCCCAGACGUUGGUCCUGGGGCACCUGACCCACUCCCUGCCCUUCCUGGGCCGACUGGGCCUGCCACCCCGGAGUGCCAUCAGCCUGACUGUCCAGCCUGGCCCCGCCCACUACAGCUCCCUGUCCCUCCAGAUGGGGCCGUGCCGGCUGCAGGGUGCCCUGGAGCAGCACGCUGAGAACCAGAGCACGUGGACUCUGGCCACCGAGCCAGGCUGCCCGCUGCUGGAGGACCUGGGCCUCCCAGCAGGGACGCAGUUCAGCGACGCCCGGCAGGCCUUGGGUGGGGAAGCAGAAGCAUCAGGGGUCCUUGCAGCAGCCAGCCAGACUGCUUCCUUGACCUUGGCGGUGACCCUGCACCCAUCUGAGGCCACACUCCAAGCAAAACUGAGGCCCACGCUGUCUGCACUGCAUGCCCUUCCCCCGGAGACCUCACUGACCGUCCAGUGUGGGUGGGAGGCCGGGCACCGGCUGCGCCUGGAGCUGCACUCAGGGGCCUGCGAGCUUCAGGGCAGCGGUGAGCUGCAGCUAGACCGCCAGCUGCAGUGGCGGGUGGUGGCCGAGAGCUCCUGCGAGGCCCUGCAGGCCCUGGGGGUCCCAGGCCAAGUCAACGGCUCUGGCUACAUUGUGGUGAACUCCACGGCCGUGGACGCUCAGGUGCUGGUCACCAUGGAUGCCAGCAUGCUCCGGGGGCUGCUUGUCCUCAGUACCACCGAGACCCAGCAGGAGGUAAACUUGCUGCUCACACACAACCUGCCUCAGCCCAACCCCUUGGCCCUCCCAGCCCAGAUCCUGCUAUACCUGACCAACGAGAGGCUCGGGCCCAGCUACAGACACAGCCUGCGGGUUGGAGUGGAUGGCAAAGAGGUGUCCGAGGAGCUGACCUUCACUCGGUGGCCAGAGCACGUCUCCCUGGACUGCAGACUCCAGCACAACAUGCCCGCGCUGCGGACGCUGUGGGUGGAGGACAGGGUGGCCCUUCAGGUCUCCGCGGACGUUGACAGCAGCGGCACUGGCUUUGAGAAUUCAGGACGCAUCUCGGCAGGGUCCACGUCUCUGAACUACUCCGUGAGCUGCCAUCACCGCAAUGGGCGCCUGGAGUUCUCUGGUUGGAGUGAACACAACAGCUGGGCCCUGCGGCAGGCGGGGUUCCCGGGAGAGGCCCGCCUUGGCGCCGAGCUGCAGAGGCAGAAGACCCAGACGCAGGCCUGUGUGGUCCUCCAAGGUGGGGACGGUGGGAUCAGCAUGGACGCGGCAGCCCUGGUGGCCCGGCCAGUGAAUGGCCCCCUAGAGCUGGUGGUGAAUGUCAGCCACACGGCACCUCUUCUUCGGAGGCUGGGCCUGCCCUUUGCCAGCCAGCUCAUGUUCCGGGAGCUCUGGGAAAAGGAAGAGAUGCAUUCUUCCCUGCAGCUGACGUGCGAUUCUCAAACCAGCCUGGUCCUCAACGUCCACGGCCACAGCCAGGCACUCAGCAAAGAGCUGCGGCUCUCCGGCCGGCAUCACCUCCCUGUCCUCCUCGGCCGCUGCCCCAGCAGAGCCUCCGCCUCAGCCAAGCUACGAUACUCCGAGGGUGGAGCCGAGGGCACAUUUGUGUUGAUGGUGGAGGAGCAUCACUUCCACAUGGACGCCGGGCUCACAGCUGCUAAGAACAGCCUUACCAACAUCAUCAAGCUGGAGCAGACCUUCCCCCAGUUCCAUGCCCUUCCUGGGGAGCUGGUCCUUCAGACCUCAUACGAGCGAGCCCGUGACACCUGGGUCCUGCAGCACAUGGUGCUGUGGGAUGGGCGGGGCCUGGCCCUCAAGGGGAGCCUCAAUGGGAGCCUCUCCGGGCCCCUCCUCAAGCCUGCCAGGACCCUUGGUCUGCAAGUGGAGCUCACCCACCCGCUGCCCCUUCCCCUGCCACGGCACUGCCGCUUCCGCCUGACCUCCGAGCAUUCGACACGCCGUCACCAGGAUGACCUGGUCGUGGGCUGGGACGGCAAGGACCAGGUGGCGCUGUCCUCCUCUCUGUGGCUGGGGAAGGGCAAGCUGGCCGCCCGCCUGGCCCUGGCUCACCCCUUCGGCCUCUCCUGGCAGCGGGCCGAGGCCAGCGGCCUUGCUGAGAGCAGGGGCGGCAGGCAGAGCUGGCAGGUACAGCUUGCCUGGAAUGGAGGGCAGCCGCUGGCCUUGCAGCUCACCUGGGCCAACAGGUCCUCAGCGCAGAGCACCUCCUGGGACGGCUGUGUGGUCGCCUCCCCUGGGCAGCUCCAGGAUACCUGGGGCCUGGGUGCCCUCAGGGCCUGUGGGGCCUUAACGCAGACCCCAGCUGUGUUCAGCGAGUGGCUGGAUCUGUCCUGGGACGGACGCCGGGUACAGCAGAACCUGACGUAUGAGAGGCACCAGCCAUCCCUCCCAGACAAGAUUCAUGCAGAGGCCAUGCUGGAGCACGUCCUCGGGGCCCCCUGCCCCACGCAGAGCUUCCGGGGAGACUUGGAGACCGACCAUGCCCACUGGCUGCGCCACUCACUGCAGCUGGGGCUCUGCCACCUGCCCAGAGCCCUCGCGGUCUCCGGGGAGCACACCCUGGGCAGCGGUGAGCUCCUGCUACACUCCAGGUGCCAGCUGGGCCUCGCCCCAGACCCAGAGCACGGCCUGCACCUCAGCCUGAUGCUCCGCAACCACAGCAGGCCCCGGACGCAUGACUACUCCGGGGAACUGGAGCUCCGUGGCCCCAAAGCUCAGUGGCUUGGCCUCCUGGGCCGCGUCUCCACCUUGGCUUCUCGAAGCCUGGUCCAGAUGGAGGGAAGCGUGGCCGACGGAGAUGAGAAAGUGAGGCUGUCAAUGUCUCGGGCCCCAAACUGCUUCCAGGCCUCAGUGGCCCACGAGGAAGGGAGGCAAGAGGAGAGCGUGCUGCUGCGGGCCUGUGCCCACAGGCAGGCGGCGGAAGUGGAGGCCCUGCUCCGGGACCGAGGGCAGCCCGUCCAGCCGCUGGUUCGCCUGACCCUGCAGGCUGCCAACCAGAGCCUCCGCUUGGCUGCACGCGGCUGCCAGGGGACCCUGCUGGACCAUGUGGAGUCCAGGGUAGCUGCUCUCGGGUCCCAGAUGCAAGCCAGGCUGGAGGAGACGAUCCACAGCUUGGACGCCUAUGUGAGAAGGUUCCAGCGCCUGGUGCAGCCAGCGGGCGCCCUGGACGGCCUCGCCAGCCCGCUUCUGCGGCUGUCCAGGCAGUGGCCGCGCUGUGGGGCCUGA